AUGGGAGACAUUGUUGUUGCGAAACCGAAGGAAGGAGGAGGCUCUUCUUCCACGAUAAAGUGUCCUAUGCUCACGACAACUAACUACACAGUCUGGGCAAUAAGGAUCAAGCUGUUGUUGAAGGUACACAAAGUUUGGGAUGCGAUAGAGAAUGAUUCAGAUGUCAGAGAGAAGAACGACAUGGCCACAGCCCUAAUAUUUCAGUCCAUACCCGAAGCACUUGUGCUGCAAGUAAGUGAUCUCGAUACGGCAAAGAAGGUUUGGGACUCGAUCAAAUCAAGGUACAUGGGAGCAGAUCGAGUUCGUGAAGCAAGACUACAGACAUUAAUACCGGAGUUCGAGAGAUUGAAGAUGAAAGAUAAUGACACCAUUGACGAUUUUGUUGGGAAGCUAGCGGAAAUCUCGUCAAAGUCAACCGCUCUAGGAGAAAACAUUGAAGAAUAUAAACUCGUAAAGAAAUUUCUAUCUAGCCUCCCAAGAAAGAAGUUCAUACACAUCGUUGCGUCAUUAGAGCAAGUCCUUGAUCUCAAAACCACAACCUUCGAAGAUAUCAUCGGUAGAUUGAAUGCUUAUGAAGACAGAGUGAAAGAAGAAGAAGAGGCAGAGGAAACACAGAGCAAACUCAUGUUGGCAAACAAUGAGUCUCAACCUACCUCGAACUCGUAUAAUCAGGGUUAUAACAACUAUAGAGGCCGUGGACGUGGUGGACACUACUAUAACCGCGAAAGAGGAUGA
Molecule: messenger RNA, 735 nt
Organism: Brassica oleracea var. oleracea
Lineage: Eukaryota; Viridiplantae; Streptophyta; Magnoliopsida; Brassicales; Brassicaceae
Exons: 1
Coding region: 1-735 (244 amino acids)
Source: RefSeq, a predicted model, not a curated record